This is a messenger RNA of Pochonia chlamydosporia 170, 4074 nucleotides long. RefSeq names its product phosphoribosylformylglycinamidine synthase. Gene Ontology annotation, biological process: 'de novo' IMP biosynthetic process. The record is from RefSeq and is a predicted model, not a curated record. Gene Ontology annotation, molecular function: phosphoribosylformylglycinamidine synthase activity. Lineage: Eukaryota; Fungi; Ascomycota; Sordariomycetes; Hypocreales; Clavicipitaceae. The coding region runs from base 1 to 4074 and encodes 1357 amino acids. The transcript has 3 exons.
AUGUCGCACGAAAUUCUUGUAGGUAGCUCGUGCUACACGGCUGCCAGUGCGCAAGAGCUCAAGGCUCGUGCCAACAAGACCAGCCAGCCCAAGAUCAAGCAGAUCCGUGGUCAGUGGGUGUACUUUGUCGAUUUGAAGUCAUCCAACAAGGCUGUUCUCAACCACGUCAAAACCCUUCUCCAAGACGUCGACUCCGAGCCCCUCCUUGCUUCCGAAAGCACUAGCAACUCUAUCACCGUCUAUGUUACUCCCCGAUAUCUCUCGCCAUGGAGCUCCCAAGCUACCAACAUAGCCCAUGUAUGCGGCCUGAAGGACCAGGUCAACCGCAUCGAGAAAGGUCGACUCAUUGUCAUUGAUUUCGAGGAGCCAUAUCAAUCGGGCCAAGACGCGACUUUCAGAGAUGUUCUGUAUGAUCGCAUGACCGAAGUAUUUGCUUUCGAGAAGCCCGAGCUUGAUACUAUGUUCGCUACCGGUGUUCCCGCCCCUCUCGUCGUCGUCGACAUUUUUGCCAACGGCAAAGAACCCCUCAGUGUUCUGCGAGACUACAACAAGGAGAAGGGACUCAGUUUGGAUGAAUCCGAAAUGGAAUACCUUGUGGACGUGUUCAAGAAGCUCGGCCGCUCGCCUCACGAUGUUGAGCUUUUCAUGUUUGCCCAAGUCAACUCGGAGCACUGCCGACACAAAGUGUUCAACGCCAGCUGGACAAUUGAUGGCGUGAAGAAGGACAAGAGUCUCUUUGAAAUGAUCCGAAAUACCCACAAGAAGACGCCUGAUUAUACUGUUUCGGCCUACAGUGACAAUGCCGCCGUCCUUCAAGGCGAGUCUGCCAAUUUCUGGGCUCCAGACUACUCUACUGGAACCUGGAACUUGACACCUGAAGUUGCCCACAUCUUGGCCAAAGUCGAGACGCACAACCAUCCUACCGCCAUAUCGCCUUUCCCCGGCGCCGCCACCGGCUCCGGCGGUGAAAUCCGUGACGAAGCUGCCGUUGGUCGUGGCUCCGUCACAAAGGGAGGACUUGCUGGCUUCUGGGUUUCCGACCUUCUGAUACCAGACCACAAAGCUCCUUGGGAAGUUGAUAUUGGGCGACCUGCGCACUACGCUAGCAGUCUCGACAUCAUGCUGGAGGCUCCUAUCGGCAGUGCCCGAUUUAACAACGAAUUUGGUCGACCUUGUCUUACCGGGUGCUUCCGAACGCUUCUCACUCCCGAGACCCCCGGAAAAGAUGCCAAAGCUGAUGCGUCCGCGUGGCGCGGAUACCACAAACCCAUUAUGCUGGCUGGCGGCGUUGGAACAGUUCGUCCCUCCAAUGCAUUGAAAGAGGAACGCUUUGUUCGAGAAGGCGCCCAUGUUAUUGUUCUCGGUGGCCCAGCCAUGUUGAUUGGUCUCGGCGGAGGUGCUGCUUCUAGCAACGCAUCUGGCGAGAGUAACGCUGAUUUGGACUUUGAUAGUGUGCAACGUGGGAAUCCUGAGAUGGAACGCCGUGCGCAAAUGGUCAUCAACACUUGUACUGCUCUAGGCGACCAGAAUCCAAUCGCCAUGAUCCAUGAUGUUGGAGCUGGAGGUCUCUCCAAUGCCCUUCCCGAGCUUGUCAAGGACGCUGGCUAUGGCGGCAACUUUGAACUCCGCCAAGUCGAAAGCGCCGACCGAAGCAUGAGUCCCCUUCAGAUCUGGUGCAACGAAGCCCAGGAACGAUACGUUCUUCUCAUUAACCCUGAGAACAUGAAUCGCUUCACAAGCAUUUGCCGUAGAGAGCGAUGUGGAUUUUCUGAUGUCGGUGCCGUGGCCACCAAGGAUGCCAGCGGUGAUUCAAAAUUGAUUCUUACAGACCGUGAAUCCAAGGAAUACCCUCGUCCCAUCGACCUGCCAAUGGAUGCUCUUUUCCCUCCAAAACGCCAGCAAGAACGCAAUGUUGACUCCAAGAAACCAAACUUGACCCCAUUCGACGCUUUGGCUGGUCUCAAGGAGAGCUUUGGUGUUGAGCUGGACAAUGCUACGCUGCUGAAGAAGGCAGUGGAACGUGUCUUCCUCAUGCCGGCCGUUGGUUCCAAGUCCUUCCUCAUCACCAUUGGCGACAGAACUGUCGGUGGUCUCACAGCUCGUGAUCAAUUCGUUGGUCCAUGGCAGACUCCUGUGGCAGACGUUGCUGUCACAGCAACGUCAUUUAGCCUCGGCGGAAAGCAAAGAACUGGUGAGGCAAUGGCCAUGGGUGAAAAGCCAACUCUUGCCCUCAUCAACCCUGGCGCGUCUGCUAGAAUGGCAGUGGCAGAGAGUUUGAUGAACAUCGGUGCCGCGGACGUCAUGGGAGACCUUCGACGAGUCAAGCUCUCAGCCAACUGGAUGGCCGCUGUCAGCCAUCCUGGAGAGGGCGCCGCCCUUUAUGAGGCAGUUGAGGCUAUUGGUAUGGAAAUGUGUCCCGAACUUAGCGUCAGCAUCCCCGUUGGAAAGGACUCUACUUCAAUGAAGGCUGUGUGGAAGGAUCAGGAUGAAGUGAAGAGCGUGACAGCUCCCGUCUCGGUAGCUAUUUCCGCUUUCGCUGUUGUGGAGGAUAUUCUGAGCACAUGGACUCCUCAGCUGCGAAGAGUUGAGGAGGUCGGGGAGACAAUCUUGAUGUUUGUUGAUCUUGCUGAGGGUCGACGAGCCAUGGGAGGCUCUGCUUUGGCCCAGUCUCUUGGCGCUCUUGGCAAUGAGGCUCCCGACAUGAAGAACUUCAAUCUCAUCACUGACUACUUUGAUGCUCUCUCGCAGCUUCACAAGAGUGGUGUUGUCCUGGCUUACCAUGACCGUUCUGACGGCGGCUUGGUUGCCACAAUCGCCGAGAUGAUGUUUGCGGGUCGCUGCGGAGUUGACAUGAUGAUGGAUGGCAUUUCCAAGAGCAGCUCAACGGCAGAUAUGAUUGAAGGUCUAUUCAACGAAGAGCUCGGAGCUGUCUUCCAGGUCAAGGCCUCUGAUGAGAUGAACUUCAAGCGAUGCUUCGCCACCUGUGGCCCACCCCCUGGGUUGAUUCGCAAAUUUGGUGUUGUGAAGGCUACUGCCAACCAGACCUUGACUAUCCGCCAUGGCGCAACGACUUUUGUCAACCUCGACCGCACCGAGAUGCAACAGUGGUGGUCCAAGACUUCACACCAGAUGCAGCGGCUCCGAGACAACCCUGCAUGUGCAGACUCCGAAUAUGCCACGAUUUCUGAUGCCACCGACCCAGGUAUCUCUUAUCGUCUGACUUAUUCUCCCUCUGAGAACAUCCUGCCCUUGACAUCUUCCAUUACCGGGUUCUUCAACAAGACGCCCCGAGUGGCUGUUCUCCGGGAGCAGGGUGUGAAUGGAUAUGCUGAACUGGCGUUUGCAUUCAGGGCCGCCGGAUUUGAACCAGUGGAUGUUCAUAUGACUGAUGUCCUUGGAGGACGUUCUCUCGCUGACUUUACCGGUAUUGCCGCCCCUGGUGGUUUCUCAUACGGUGACGUUCUCGGCGCCGGCCAGGGUUGGGCCAAGUCUGUUUUGAUGCAUGAAAGCACACGUCGCGAGUUUGAGCAUUUCUUCAAGCGACCCGACACUUUUGCGCUUGGCGUUUGCAAUGGCUGUCAAUUCUUGACACGUAUUCAGGAGCUCAUUCCGGGCACUGAGCAUUGGCCAACGUUUGUGCACAACGAGAGCGCUCAGUUCGAGGGCCGAUAUAGCAUGGUGACAAUUCACGAGGACGAGAACAAGCCGUCGGUGUUCUUCCACGGCAUGAACGGCUCAUCACUGCCAGUGGUUGUUUCUCACGGCGAAGGAAGAGCCAAGUUCUCGUCACCAAACUCCCUCCAGGAGCUCACCAAUGCAGGCAUGGUUCCUAUGCGCUACGUUGACAACAGGCUAAAGGUGACUGAGAAGUACCCAUAUAAUCCCAACGGCAGUCCUGGCGGUGUUGCCGGUGUCUCGAGCAGAGACGGCCGUUUCGUUGCCAUGAUGCCUCACCCUGAACGAACCAUUGUUGCUGGCGUCAACAGCUACAUGCCGCCCAAGGCGACUGAGGAAUGGGGUGAGUUCGGGCCUUGGGUUCGAAUCUUUAAGAGUGCCCGUAGAUGGGUUGGUUAA